AUGUCGACCAUUGUGGAGACCGCUGUUGAACACCGUGGGGCAAAUGACGAGAGUGGCAUGGCCGUAACAAAAUCGCUGGAGAACCUCUCGCUGGGUGGUGUGGCGGCGGUGUACCCACAGGCGAAGAUGCCCAAGAAGUACCGCAUUCCUCAGAAGGGCGAAGUCAGCACAUACCAAGGAGCUGGAGUCAUCCCUGUCACAAGACUGCCGGAUGGCAAGGCUCGGGUCCUACUUUGGCAGCCACAGAAGGGUAAGAAACAGGGCGUGCGCUGGUGGGACUUUGGCGGCAGCAAGAAGCAAGCGGAGGAGUUUGCCAGCAGCUGUGCUUGCCGGAAGUUUGCAAAGCAGACCUAUGGCCUUUUCGGCUGUGCUCUCGACUUGCAAGGAGACAAGGCGCCAAUGCAGCUUCGAGAGCUCUACCAGGGUUUGGCCAACCUCCCGCUGAUGCUGAAGGCAAGUGAGGAAUGGGCUCAUUUGCAGCUUCUUGACGACGGCCCUCGGAUAUUCUUCAACGACAUCCAUGAGUAUUUUCUGUACAUGUUGUGCGUGCCAUACGUUCCAGAGGAAGUUCUCAAUGAGGUGUCAAAGAUCGUUGAUGGCCGCAAGCGUGUCUUCAGGUGGAUGACCGUGGAGGAAUUGGCUGAGGAGGUCAUGGCGCCCAGGCUCCACAUGGCCAGCUUCGCACUUCAGCUGGAGAAUCUCAACGAUGAUCCUUUUGUGCUCACGGGCAGAACUUAUGGCAGCGUGGCGAGCAACAUUGCCACCGGAUCUUUUUCUGCCGUAGCUAUGUGA
Molecule: messenger RNA, 792 nt
Organism: Cladocopium goreaui
Lineage: Eukaryota; Dinophyceae; Suessiales; Symbiodiniaceae
Source: the annotation of a GenBank genome assembly